AUGGAACAUGGGGAACAGGGGAGGACACCUUCCAACCAGGGGGAACAAAGAGGCAGUGCAUUUAUCAAUGGACUUCGCAACUACAAACUGAGAGAAGUCUUUACAUGGAAAUUUCUCAAAACAAUGGCCAUGGGUCAGGGGCUGUCUGCGUUGAUAUGCGGGACUGCGAUCACCUCACAGUACCUGGCAGAGGACUUUCACGUGAACACACCCAUGCUUCAGAGCUUCAUGAAUUACGCCUUGCUGUGUUUCACAUACACAACAAUGCUGGCCCUCAGAAAAGGUGAUGGAAAUAUUUUGCAGAUUUUAAAGACAAAGUGGUGGAAGUAUUUGUUGUUGGGACUCAUAGAUGUGGAGGCAAAUUACACUGUAGUGAAAGCAUACCAGUUCACAACUCUGACAAGCAUACAGCUGCUGGACUGCUUUGUGAUUCCGGUGUUGAUGGUUCUGUCCUGGUUCUUCCUGAAGACCCGCUACCAUGCAGUGCACUAUGUAGCUGUAUGCAUCUGCCUUCUUGGAGUUGGGGCCAUGGUUGGAGCUGACCUAAUUGCUGGAAGAGACCAAGGCUCCACCAGUAACAUUUUGCUUGGGGAUGGACUGGUGCUCGUCAGCGCUGCCUUAUAUGCCAUGUCAAACGUGUGUCAGGAGCACACUGUGAAGAAUAGGAGCCGCAUGGAGUUCCUUGGCAUGGUGGGGCUCUUUGGGACCCUGAUCAGCAGUAUUCAGCUAGCUAUACUGGAGCACAAAGAUGUUACAAAAAUUGAGUGGAACUGGAAAAUUGGCCUGCUCUUCGCUGCAUACGCCCUCUGCAUGUUUACCCUCUACAGCUUCAUGCCUGUAGUCAUAAAGAUGUCCAGUGCCACAGCGGUCAACCUCUCAUUGCUGACCGCCGAUCUUUUCAGCCUCUUUUGUGGCCUCUUCCUUUUUCACUAUGCUUUCUCAGGUAUGUACAUCGUGUCUUUCGUGGUGAUCACCGUCGGCUUUGUCAUGUUCAAUGCUGUGCCCACGAUCACACUGGCCCCAGCAUCUUCUCAGGGCAACGACAGAGGGCUCAGCAACCAUGCAUCAGAUGCAGAUAACGACAUCAGACAAGACACAGCUGUAGAGUUACACUUUGAGGAGGGGAAGAGGAACGAGGAUUCAAAGGAGGAAGACUCAAAGUGUGAAUCUGUCCCAGGGGCACUGACAAACCAAGUGUCAAAUGAACCAGCACUGAUAGCCGGAUACAGUACAAAGAUGUAG
This is a messenger RNA of Megalops cyprinoides (Indo-Pacific tarpon), 1242 nucleotides long. Its product is annotated as solute carrier family 35 member F2-like. Gene Ontology annotation, biological process: transmembrane transport. The transcript has 8 exons. Bases 1 to 1242 code for a protein of 413 amino acids. Gene Ontology annotation, molecular function: transmembrane transporter activity. Gene Ontology annotation, cellular component: membrane. The record is from RefSeq and is a predicted model, not a curated record. NCBI's taxonomy places the organism in Eukaryota, Metazoa, Chordata, Actinopteri, Elopiformes, Megalopidae.